AUGGCUGAAAACCUGCCAUCCAACACCGUACCAAAAGCAAUGGUCGUCAUAAACGAGUUCUUCAGCGAAAGUAUGGCAAAACCAGACACAGGAACUGUGCCAUCCACGUUCAGGCAAGCUGCCGAAGGUGCCAGUCACCACAUCUCUGGUCGAUGUGAGGAAAAUAAAGACAAUGACGAUGAAAAUCUGUCUGACACAAGCGAUGCUGCUGCUGAGAACAGUCAGACAAUCGAUAUCGGCCCUGGUGAGUUUGAUGCCUACGCCAUUGCAUACAUAUGCAAAGAACAGACUAUUCGGAUAACGAAAGCUGCGGUAGAGACGGAAAACAAACUAAAGGCAACUAAAAUGGCGCCCGACAACAGCAACGAUGACGACAUUCACUUGGCAAGACGUGGCUCAAUCCAUAAUGGAACUGAAACUUCAACUUUCAAGGCAAAUGACAGCAACCUGCACACACAAGCCAGGGAUCCGAACCCGAUGUACUCAGAAAACGACGUUAACCCCAAUCCGAUGUACCUGCAAAGCACCAUGGAGCCAAACGCCAGCCCUGGUCCCGCCAGGAAUCCGAACCCGAUGUACACACAUAACGCUACGAAAACUUCUCCGACGCACUCCAGAAACGACGCUAAUUCAAAUCCGAUGUACCUGCAAAGCACCAUGGAGCCAAUCACCAGCCCUGGACCCGCCAGGAAUCCAAACCCGAUGUACACACAUAACACUACGAAAACUUCUCCGACGCACUCCAGAAACGACGCUAAUUCAAAUCCGAUGUACCUGCAAAGCACCAUGGAGCCAAACGCCAGCCCUGGACCCACCAGGAAUCCGAACCCGAUGUACACACAAAACGCUACGAACCCUCAACCGAUGGACGCCGAAAACGACGUUAACCCCAAUCCGACGUACCUGCAAAGCAGCCCUGGACCCACCUUCAAGUCAAAUAAGAGUGAUGACAAUCCCUGCACCCAGACAUCAGCUGAUACACAUCAGCAAGCCUUCUCCAGGCCAGCGACUAACAACGGUUCAGAAGACACUCAAGCAAGCCUGUCCUCCCAGAAUCAACCAGCGGCGGCAUCAAACAAAAUCAAUGACGCCAAUGAUGUCCUGCAUGCACUCGAUCCAAAUCCGAUGUACGCUGCCGCAGACAUGUGCCAGGGUGACUUGGACCGGAACACAGCUUCAGAAGACACUCAAGCAAGUCUGUCCUCCCAGAAUCUACCAGCGGCGGCUUCAAACAGCAUCAAUGACGCCAAUGAUGCCCUGCAUGCACUCAAUCCAAAUCUGAUGUACGUGCCAAACGUCCAGCAUCCUGCAGCGCACGGUGAUUAG
Branchiostoma belcheri (Belcher's lancelet) is the source of this 1326-nucleotide messenger RNA. RefSeq lists its product as uncharacterized. NCBI's taxonomy places the organism in Eukaryota, Metazoa, Chordata, Leptocardii, Amphioxiformes, Branchiostomatidae. Bases 1 to 1326 code for a protein of 441 amino acids. The transcript is spliced from 2 exons. The record is from RefSeq and is a predicted model, not a curated record.